UGAACCCGGCCUCGUUACAUCACUGUGAGCCAUAAAAGCUCAUUUGAGACUCACCAGAGUAGAACUGUGGGACAAAGAGAGAGAGAGAGAGAGAGAUAUUACCCCCUCUGACUCCAACACCGAGAGACUCACUCAUUUCCCCCACUCUCAACAGCUGAGUUCAACGCGACUGGACUCUCUCUCUGUCCUCUGGAUACCUUUACUCUUCAUAGAAAAUGGAGAUUUAUGUCAAGGAUGUGAAGAAACCAAGAUCAGUGUUCAGCAAUAUAAAGAUGUUUGUGCUGUGUCAUGGCCUGCUGCAGCUCACCCAGCUCCUGUACAGCUCCUACUUUAAGAGCACCAUAACCACCGUGGAGAGACGCUUUGGCCUCAGCAGCUUCUCCUCCGGUACCGUCUCCUCUCUGCACGAGGUGGGGAACACAGUUCUGAUAGUGUUUGUGAGUUACCUGGGCAGCAGGGUCCAUCGGCCUCGUCUGAUUGGACUGGGUGGCCUGCUGAUGUCCAUCAGCGCGCUGAUCCUGGCCCUACCUCACUUCCUGUCUCAGCCCUAUGAGUUUGACUCUGUCAUACAUGAAGCAAUGGUGUGGUGGAGACCUGUGUUCCCUCCAGGGUCCCUCCAACAUGACAGAGGCCUGUGGGAAGACAGAGAUCAAGCGUAUAGCAGACACCAACAACUGUGGCUGCUCAUGGCUAUAGCUCAGCUGCUGUUCGGAGUGGGGUCUGUUCCCAUACAACCCUUUGGUAUCUCUUAUGUGGAUGACUUAGCCUAUAGCCUACUGAAACACUCGCCCCUCUACAUAGCCAUCCUGUUUGCUGUGUCUGUGUUUGGACCUGCUUUUGGCUUCCUGCUGGGCUCCGUCAUGCUGAGGAUCUAUGUGGACGUGGACAGAACCGGCUCAGUCACCAACGCUGAGCUGGCUCCUACAGACCCUCGCUGGGUGGGUGCGUGGUGGAUGGGUCUCCUCGUCUCCUCUGCCAGCCUAGCCCUGACCUCCAUCCCAUACUUCUUCUUUCCUCGCAGCAUGCCACUGGAAGGCAAUGUAAGUGGAACUGACAUUCUGAAUGAAGGCUCCGAAAAGCCUGAGAUCUCACUGCUUGAUUUCCUUAAGAUGUUCCCCAGGCUGUUUGUCCGUCUGCUCCUCAGUCCUCUGUUUCUGCUGUUGGUUCUGUCUCAGUGCUGUUUCUCUUCAGUCGUCGCUGGCCUCGCCACCUUCCUCAACAAAUUCCUGGAGAGACAGUACAGCACGACUGCCGCUUACAGCAGCCUCCUCAUAGGUGCGGUGAACCUUCCUUCGGUUGCCGUGGGGAUGCUGGUUGGCGGGGUCAUCAUGAAGAGGAUGGGUCUCUCUCUUAAGGCCAUCCCUCGUUUGUCUGUCGCCAUGCUGUCCAUCUCUGUCCUCCUCCUCAUCCCCCUCUUCUUCAUGGGAUGUCCCACACAGAGGGUGAAAGAGGUCAACUAUGGAUUCCAAGGGUCUCUGGCCAAUUGUUAUUCCAACUGCUCCUGCCCUGCUGACUCCUUCAACCCAGUGUGUGGAUCUGACAACACUGAGUACCUGUCUCCCUGCCAUGCAGGUUGCAAAGACUACACCAAAGACCCCAACAACAAAUUCAGAGUUCUGGAGUACACAGACUGUAUCUGUACAGCUCACAGCCAGGGUAGUGGUGGGGGUACUCUAACACACAAUCCCAUCUAUUCCUGUCAUGUAAUGUCUCUAACACACAAUCCCAUCUAUAUGAUGGACCUCAGAACUGUUCCCCAUGAAGAGAAAUCUUUUGCCAUCGGAGUCCAGUUUCUGCUCAUGAGAGUGCUUGCCUGGUUACCAGCCCCAGCCCUGUUCGGCAUGACCAUCGACAGCUCCUGUAUUUGGUGGAAACAUGCCUGUGGCAACCGGCUGGGCUGUGGUUACUAUGACAACAACACCCUGAGGAACAGAUACCUGGGUCUGCAGGUGGGCUUCAAGGUGAUGGGGAUCUUCCUGCUGGGGCUGGCUGGAUGGAAGGUCCAGAAGACCAGGGAGUACAACCUGGAAAAACGGCCUGAUGCACCACUGUGAUCCUGGGAUACGACUGCCUGCUUGGCUCCUUAUCUCCCCCCUCCC
Molecule: messenger RNA, 2099 nt
Organism: Oncorhynchus keta (chum salmon)
Lineage: Eukaryota; Metazoa; Chordata; Actinopteri; Salmoniformes; Salmonidae
Product: solute carrier organic anion transporter family member 2A1
Exons: 17
Coding region: 216-2054 (612 amino acids)
Biological process (GO): prostaglandin transport; sodium-independent organic anion transport; transmembrane transport
Cellular component (GO): membrane
Molecular function (GO): protein binding; prostaglandin transmembrane transporter activity
Source: RefSeq, a predicted model, not a curated record